Messenger RNA from Puntigrus tetrazona (Sumatra barb), 2387 nucleotides. RefSeq names its product parathyroid hormone-like hormone a (gene pthlha). Lineage: Eukaryota; Metazoa; Chordata; Actinopteri; Cypriniformes; Cyprinidae. Gene Ontology annotation, molecular function: peptide hormone receptor binding; hormone activity. Gene Ontology annotation, cellular component: extracellular region. Gene Ontology annotation, biological process: bone mineralization; regulation of chondrocyte differentiation; adenylate cyclase-activating G protein-coupled receptor signaling pathway. The coding region runs from base 319 to 897 and encodes 192 amino acids. The transcript has 4 exons. The record is from RefSeq and is a predicted model, not a curated record.
UUUCCCAUCACAGUGUUGGUGGGUUCAUCUGACUCCUCUAUAACAGAGCGGAGUCAGUCAGUGCGGGACAGACCACCUGGAAAACACACACUCGUUCACCUCACGCUGGAUUCUCGUGAGCCGUGGUCUGCCGUGACUCCAGCCAGGAUCAUCUCAGAGACGCUGAGGGACGUAAUGCUGAAGGACGCGUUCACCUGGAGCGCUCAUUGAUUUGUUUGUUUGUGUUUGAUCGCAGCCUGGAAACUCUGAGGAGACUCGCGCUCCGUCUGACAGGACAGAAGAGACGGAGACACAGGCAUCAUUGUGAGUCCAGUGAGGAUGAGGACGUUGUGCUCUAGGCGGGUUCUGCAGCAGUGGUUCUUCGCUCUCUUCUUACUGUGUUCUCCUGUUCCUCACCACGGCAGGCCCGUCGAUGCCCUCAGCAGCCGAAUGAGGCGUUCGGUGACUCACGCCCAGCUCAUGCACGAUAAGGGCCGGACGCUGCAGGACUUCAAGAGGCGCAUGUGGCUGCAGGAGCUGCUGCAUGAAGUUCACACGGCCGAGAUCCGGGACGUCCCGCAGCCCAGAGGAGGCAUGGCCAGCAGCGGAGGGGGCGGCGGCCUCACGGUCGCCGUGCCGAUGGGAGUGGGCGUGUCCAUAGGAGCCGGAACCGCCCACCCCAAACCCGCCGGAGGCACCAAGAACCUGCCGAUCAGCUUCCGUCUGGAGGACGAGGAGGGAACCAACCUCCCGCAGGAGACCAACAAGUCCCAGACGUACAAGGAGAGCACGCUGAAGGCCAUCGGCAAGAGGAAGAAGAAAGGCCGCGCGGGGAAGAGGAGGGAGGGCGAGAAGAGGAAGAGGAGGGCUCGGUCGCUGCAGGAGUUCACCAGCACCUUCCACCAGGAGCAGCACUAAAACACUGUCAGUCUCUGACAACGAUACAUAAGGACAUUUGAAAUGGACACCUAAAUGUUCACGUAAAAGAGAGAGGAAAAUAUUUAUUGUCUGUAAAUAUUCUCAAUGCUCCCGAACAGUGACAAAGACAACUAACGAUACUGCUAAAGCAUUAUUACAGCUCCACGGAGCCACACGUUUGGAUCCUUGUGAAUACUUUGCUUUGUUUCUUUUUCGUUUUCCUUUAUAUUCUUUUUUUUUUUAUUUUACAUUUUUAGGACUAUGCCUCUAUUACGGUGUCAGAAUUCCUGUAAUUUAUUUUGUUUGAAUGGUGUAUUUAUUUUGUAAAGGUAUCAAGGUGCUGCUGACCUUCUAUAUUUUUGUACUAUAAUGCACUUUAGAUAUAUAAAUAUAGAAAUAUAUACAAGUCUUUUUGUUAAUGGACGUAUUUUGUGGUUGAGUUGAAUGAAGAAGAUCGUAGUCGCGCUUGUGUUUGCCCACAUUCUGAUUCAUUGUAUGUUCAACAGCUUUGGCAUCCGACUUUCUGUGAGUCUGUUCCGAAACCUAGCGAGCUGCCUAACUAGACGGCAUCUGAAGGGAGCACAGAUUCAUUCACAUUUCAUCAUUAUGGCCAAAUACGAGAGCGGCUUCGUUUGUGGCCUGCACAGAUAACACAAACGAUGCAUUACAAAAAACUCGCUUAAAACAACCAUCAAACAAAGUCACGGCCUAAACGCAAGAUUUGAAUUAAAUUUGCAUCUAUUUGUACUGCACAGUUACACAGGUACUCAUGAACAUGUGCAUGCAUAUUUGUCAGUCAUACACAAAUAAAAACCAAGGCAUCAUUUAGUAUUAAUUUUUGCAUUUAUCUGCUGUUACAGAAAUCUGACCUGUUUCAUUCAUGUGUGACUGACAAACUUGCUAGCCAAAAACUAGCUUAAAUGUCUAUGUAUUUUUAUUAAAGAUGAUAGAUACAUCAAUACAAACCUUCUUUCAUUCAUGGGACAGAAAAAAAUGGCAUUUAUGACUUUAUGUGGUAAGAAAAAAAGAAUGGUUUCUAAAUCUUCCUUUUUUUUCUCAGAAUUGCAGCUUUAUGACUGAAUUAAAUCUCUCAAAUAAGAGGAAAGUCCAAAUUGUCAGAUAAAAAGUCACAAUUAUCAUUUUUAAUGUUUUUUUUUUAUUAUCCCGAGGCAGAAACAAGCUUCCACAGAAUUAAGAGAAAUGUCUAUUUAAAUAUAUUUCAUGCAAUAUUCUAUUCAGCUCCAUCAUCAGUCGAUUCACUGUUUCUGUUUGAAUUAGCAUGCUGCUCGCUAGGUUUCGGAGCUGAGCUUUUGUAUAUGUGUUUAUUUUGGGUUUCUUUGCUGCUGACCUGAACGAGCCCCACAUCUUCAUCAUCCCCAUCAUCAUCCUCGCAGGAGCAUCUGGACACGACCAGCACACGUUAUAGAAGAACUCUUGUUGUUUUGCACUGAGAGAGAGAAAAAAAAACGCUGUACUGAAUGAAUUAAACA